Arachis stenosperma is the source of this 1140-nucleotide messenger RNA. RefSeq lists its product as uncharacterized. Gene Ontology annotation, molecular function: RNA-DNA hybrid ribonuclease activity; nucleic acid binding. The coding region runs from base 1 to 1140 and encodes 379 amino acids. The transcript has a single exon. Lineage: Eukaryota; Viridiplantae; Streptophyta; Magnoliopsida; Fabales; Fabaceae. The record is from RefSeq and is a predicted model, not a curated record.
AUGGAGAAGCAUAUGGGAAACAAAGUGGGUGCUAGAACUGGGUGGAUUGUGAAAAUUAGCUCAGAAAAAAAUACAAAGAUUUGGGGAGAUCCGUGGCUUCCUAACCAAAACGGGUUCAAAGUGUGGAGUACAAGAAUAGGCUUUGAUAAGGAAACCAUAGUGGAUAGCCUAAUCAAUCAAGAAGACAGAACAUGGAACCAAGAGAUAAUCAACAAUACCUUUCUACCUUUCGAAGCAGAGCAAAUCCUAGAACUACCAUUAGACAUUCAUGCAAAGGAAGAUAGCUACUAUUGGAAGUACAAUAAAAAAGGAGAUUAUGAGGUAAAGAGAGCUUACCACCUUAUAAGAAGCCAUAACCAGACCGCAGUUCGUACCAGCACCCCAAUCCAAGCAGAGCAACAAUUUUGGAAAAAAUUUUGGAAAAUGAGAAUUCCCUUGAGAGCCCAAAACUUUGCCUGGAGACUGAUGAACCGGUCACUACCUACAAAGUCAAUUUUACAGAAGAGAGGCAUCAGAGGAACUACAGCGUGCCCAAGGUGCUGGGAGAAGGAAGUGACAAAUUCUCACCUAUUCAGGGACUGCACCUGGGCGAGGCGUUUCUGGUUUAUCUCCCCAUUUACGCUCAGAACAGAAACAGCGACCAACACCUCUUUGCAACAAUGGGUUCAAUCGAUGCUCAAUCUUUUUGGGGAUGAAAGGGGUGGGCUCUUCCUUUGCUGUCUUCACGCAAUUUGGCUCGAUAGGAACAAGCUAAUCUUCGAUCAGGAACACUCUCGGCCAGAGGCGCUGCUGGAGAAAGCACACCAAGCCUACACGAAAGCAACCAAGGCCGACCUGCAUGUCCCCUUGUUGCAAAGAACUCACCCAGAAAGCCAAAGUGCGAACAAUUGGAGGGCUCCAGAGCAAGGAAGAUACAAAGUUAAUGUAGAUGCUGCCAUUAUAAAUGAUAGGAGAGGAGGAGUUGGUGUUGUAAUUAGAGACUGGGAAGGGGUGGUUGUCCUUGCUGCCACGCUGGAGGUUGCUGCAUCAUUUUCAGUUAGAGAGGCAGAAGUAUGGGUUAUUUUUAUGGGCUUGAGCUUGGCGGCACAAGGGUGUUUUUUGGAGGUAGAAGUGGAAGGGGAUAAUGUUGAAGUAAUAUAA